Messenger RNA from Lates calcarifer (barramundi perch), 1654 nucleotides. RefSeq names its product transcriptional regulator Myc-B. Bases 217 to 1371 code for a protein of 384 amino acids. The record is from RefSeq and is a predicted model, not a curated record. Gene Ontology annotation, molecular function: protein dimerization activity; RNA polymerase II cis-regulatory region sequence-specific DNA binding; DNA-binding transcription factor activity, RNA polymerase II-specific. The transcript has 3 exons. Lineage: Eukaryota; Metazoa; Chordata; Actinopteri; Centropomidae. Gene Ontology annotation, biological process: regulation of transcription by RNA polymerase II; positive regulation of cell population proliferation.
AGUAUUAAAGUCCUGCAGAGCAGCUGUUUGCUCUGAGUCACACUGAGACCUCGGAGCGGAGUCAUCAGUGUCGGAGUUUGAUACUCACUCUUAUUGAUUAUCGAUCGGAAGAGGACAUCACUUUCACACGCGGACUCCUCUGGAUUAAACCUGAACCCUCUCACUGAGACCUCUCCUCAUCGGUCAGAGUUUAUUGUGGCAGAUAUAACGGCCAUAAUGCCGCCGGUGUUGACCAUGUCCAGCACAAACUACGAUUACGACUACGACACGGUCCAGCCCUACUUCCUGGACGGCGAGGAGGAGGACUUCUACCCUCCUCCACGCAGCCAGCUCCUCCUCGGCCCCGGUGAGGACAUCUGGAAGAAGUUUGAGCUGCUGGCGACGCCCCCCCUGUCCCCGAGCCGGACGCCAUCCCUGUCUGACGUCCCCCCGUCCGCCGCCGACCACCUGGAGGCCGUGUCCGACCUGCUGGACGAGGACCGCAACCCCUCGGCUGCCGCCUUCCUCCAGUCCUUCAUCAUCCAGGACUGCAUGUGGAGCAGCAGCUUCGCCGCCGCCACCAAGCUGGAGAAGGUGGUGUCAGAGAGGCUGGCCUCGCUGCGGGCCCGCCGAGACUCCACCUGCACCAGCACCAACACUAACGGCGCCGCAGACGGAGCAGCUGAUCAGCAGGUGGACACAGGCUACCUGCAGGACCUCCACCCACCGGCCACUGACUGCAUCGACCCCUCCGUGGUGUUUCCGUACACCACCCUGAGCGAGAGGAGCGCUGACGGAGCAGCGGUGGAGGCGGGGUCAGAGCUGCGUCUGGACACACCGCCACUCAGCAGCAGUGACAGCGAAUCAGAAGAAGAAGAAGUGGAGGAGGAGGAGGAGGAGGAGAUCGACGUGGUGACGGUGGACAGGAGGAAGACGUCGCGGCGGUCGGACACGUCCCCGCUGGUUCUCAAACGCUCCCACAUCAACAUCCACCAGCACAACUACGCCGCCCAGCAGCCGUCAGCGACCCGCGAACAGCCCGCCAUCAAACGCAUCAGGUCAGAGGUCGCCUCCCCAGCGUCGCCGAGGCGCCGGUGCUGGAGUCCGCGGUCGGACGGAGAGGACGGAGACGACAGACGCAGGACUCACAACGUCCUGGAGAGGCAGCGGCGGAACGAGCUGAAGAUGAGCUUCCUGGCUCUGAGGGACGAGAUCCCGGCGGUGGCUCGCAACGACAAAGCGGCCAAGGUGGUGAUCCUGAAGACGGCGACAGAGUUCAUCCGUAAGAUCAGAGAGGACGAGAGGAGGCUGCUGACGAUGAAGGACGAGCUGAGGAGGAGGAGCAGAGAGCUGAAGCUCAGGCUGCAGCAGCUCAGGACUCAUCAGACCUAGUUCGUCUCUGAACAUCCAGACUGUAACCAGCGUCACCUGAACGCAGCACAGGCAGCUGUGGACUGAACUACAUGGACCAGAAUUCCCUCUAUUUAUUUCAUUUUUACUGACGUCUGAACCUUUUAAUUUAAAAUGUUUUUUUACCUAGAAACCAUUUCAAUGUGAUCGACUGUGAUCAGAUCAAUAACUGUUUAUUUAAUCAAUAACUGAUUACAUUUCUAUUUUUAUAUUCCUCCUGAAGAACAGGAGGCUCUUCAGAAUAAAAGCUUCUGUCAGUGUUAAA